AUGGGAUCCAAUAAAUCAACAACAAGCAGCAACGAUUCAAGCUCUACCUCCUCGCGCAUUAAGAGACGCCGUGCCAAAUCCGUUGCCUUGUCAAGCUCUACCAGCGCUACUGCCAAUACCAAAGCUACUACGAAUUCUUCCAAGACAACCACCACAAAGUCUACAAGCACAACAGCCUAUAGUCGGAAUUUCCAACAACACCUGAUUGACAGUGGUGUUUACCCGGAUGGGCACGAGUAUGAUGAUGGCGACAGCCCCGCUGAGCCAAAAAAUUGGGAUGAAAUUAAUGCCAUACUGACGCGACAACGGCGCUCUCUUUCACCUACAAAUUUCACAAAGGACGACUUUCGUAUGUUUAAACGAGAAGAUCAGCUGGUAUCCAAAGAGGUAGACAUUAUCGCUUCCGUCAUACCAAUAAUUGAUGGCGACGGGGGUCGCUCGAAAUGUCGUGGAAGGGACUACCAAUUUACCAACCUUAGCCCCUUAACAGAUGGAUCACUUGUUAUCCCAAAGCCUGAUCAUUUCUUUGGUGCACGGCCCCAUCAACUUCAUCCCAAAAUCCGUGAAGAACUCAGCAGCAGUAUCGUUCCUUCAAAGCAGGACGAUCUCCCGCUCGCACCCAACUUUUUCUUAGAGGCGAAAGGCCCGGACGGAACCCCUAUUGUCGCCAUGAGACAAGCUUGCUAUGACGGCGCGUUUGGAGCCCGAGGCAUAUAUGCCCUUCAGUCAUAUAAGCAACCCAGGCCAUCCUAUGAUAGCAAUGCCUAUACCAUUACAUCGACAUAUCAGACUGGCACCCUCAAGCUAUAUACAACCCACAUAGUCGGCUCUAAAGAUAAGGAUAGUCGGCCCGAGUACAUCAUGACCGCCCUAUGUUCCUACUCAAUGACCAAUAACAUAAACACAUUCCGGGAGGGGGCAUCUGCAUAUCGAAACCUACGAGACUGGACCAAGGAGCAGAGAGAUACUAUGAUCCGGGCUGCAAAUGAGCGAUUCAAAGAGAGCCAAGCCCGAGCUACGAGCCCUGAUAGCCCGCAUUCAAACCAUGAUAAACCAAUACAGAGUGUUGAGGAGGCUCCCUUUGUUUUGGCCGAAGGUCAAGAAGAACACGAAACUCACGACAACCCAAAUGAUAUCAUCGUCAUGCCGACCCCCAAUUGA
Molecule: messenger RNA, 1161 nt
Organism: Arthroderma uncinatum
Lineage: Eukaryota; Fungi; Ascomycota; Eurotiomycetes; Onygenales; Arthrodermataceae
Exons: 1
Coding region: 1-1161 (386 amino acids)
Source: RefSeq, a predicted model, not a curated record